Ambispora leptoticha is the source of this 1340-nucleotide messenger RNA. The record is from the annotation of a GenBank genome assembly. Lineage: Eukaryota; Fungi; Glomeromycota; Glomeromycetes; Archaeosporales; Ambisporaceae.
AUGUUCUACAUUACGGGAUAAAACAAGGAACAGCGUAUUAUUUUGUACACUCUUACGCUGUCCCAUAUAGUAACCAAUUAAAGGAAUGGACGCUUGCAGUUACACAAUAUGGCACCGAGAAAUUCGUCAGUGUCGUGCAAAAAGAUAACAUAUUUUGCACACAGUUUCAUCCAGAGAAAAGUGGGUACUCGGGACUCCGCGUUUUGAAGGCGUUUUUAGAGAUAAAUGGUGCAGCAGUUCAGAUUGCACUAAAAGAUGUAAACAUCAUUCAAAAUCCAGAUGAUGUUAACACAAAUAAUAAUGAUAAUAAAAGAGACCGAUUUAGAAAAAGAAUAAUUGCAUGUCUCGAUGUACGGACGAAUGAUGAAGGUGAUUUAGUAGUUACAAAGGGUGACCAAUAUGAUGUUAGGGAUCGCAUGACUACUACUGCCAAUGGCAACAACUACAUCAGUACUAAUAAUGGUUUGCCUAACGUAAUAAAUGUGGGUCAAGUAAGAAAUCUUGGGAAGCCUGUUGAUUUGGCUAAAAGAUAUUUUGACGAAGGUGCUGACGAGAUCACAUUUCUUAAUAUCACCAGUUUCCGUAAUUCUCCACUGACCGAUUUACCAAUGUUAGAAAUACUGCGUCGUACAUCAGAGACAGUAUUUGUCCCUUUAACAAUCGGCGGUGGAAUUCGUGACAUCAUCGAUCCGGACGGAACAUUUCACUCAGCUCUUGAAGUUGCCGGUGAAUAUUUUCGUUCGGGUGCCGAUAAAGUUUCAAUAGGCAGUGAUGCGGUAUAUGCUGUAGAGAAAUACCUAAAAAAUGGUAAAAAGUGCGAUGGAGACACAGCUAUUGAAACUAUAGCGCAUGCAUAUGGAUCUCAAGCAGUUGUGAUUUCAGUUGAUCCAAAAAGAGUAUAUGUCAAAACUCCCGCGGAUACUUAUCACCAUUGUCUUGAAACAUCGAUACCUGGUCCAAACGGCGAAAGAUAUUGUUGGUAUCAAUGUACAGUGAAAGGAGGCAGAGAAGCACGUGAUAUUGACGUGCAUCAAUUGGUUAGCGUGUGCGAAGUGAUGGGUGCUGGUGAAAUUUUGUUGAACUGUAUGGACCGGGAUGGUACAAAUUCCGGAUAUGAUAUUGAAUUAAUUCGUGACGUGAAAAAAUCAGUACGAAUUCCUGUUAUCGCUUCCAGUGGUGCAGGAAAUGAGGACCAUUUUGUUGAGGUGUUCCGUGAGACGGGGGUUGAAGCUGCCUUGGCUGCUGGCAUUUUUCAUCGACGCGAAGUCCCUAUUGAAAGUGUUAAAAGGGUUUUGAAAGGAAGGGACAUACUUAUAAGAGACAACGAUACGGUCCUGUAA